Messenger RNA from Lates calcarifer (barramundi perch), 2577 nucleotides. Its product is annotated as arrestin red cell. Gene Ontology annotation, molecular function: angiotensin receptor binding. The record is from RefSeq and is a predicted model, not a curated record. Gene Ontology annotation, biological process: signal transduction; G protein-coupled receptor internalization; positive regulation of ERK1 and ERK2 cascade. NCBI's taxonomy places the organism in Eukaryota, Metazoa, Chordata, Actinopteri, Centropomidae. Gene Ontology annotation, cellular component: cytoplasm. The transcript is spliced from 14 exons. Bases 110 to 1333 code for a protein of 407 amino acids.
GCGUAAUGAUGGCAAGCAGCUGUCAGCAGCGGAUACACAGGACCAGCACAGACUACAGAGCAGCAUACUUCAUAUGCAUACUUAAUACUCUCCGCACAAGAGUUCAGAGAUGGGAGACAAAGCGGGGACCAGAGUCUUUAAGAAGUCCAGCCCCAACUGCAAGCUCACAGUUUAUCUAGGGAAGCGGGACUUUGUUGAUCAUUUAGACCAUGUAGAUCCAGUAGAUGGAGUGGUCCUUGUUGACCCAGGGUAUCUGAAAGAUCGAAAAGUGUUUGUGACUCUGACGUGUGCAUUUUGUUACGGUCGGGAGGACCUGGAUGUCUUGGGCCUUUCCUUCAGAAAGGAUCUGUAUGUCCACACCAUCCAGGCUUUCCCUCCCCAGCUGGUGGAGAAAAAGCCUCUGAGCUGCCUGCAGGAGAAGCUGAUGAAGAAGCUGGGUCAGCAUGCCUACCCCUUCAGUUUCACUAUCCCCCAGAACUUGCCCUGCUCAGUGACCCUCCAGCUGACCCAAGAGGACUUUGGGAAGGCAUGUGGCGUGGACUAUGAACUUCGAGUGUUCUGUGCAAAGACUGUGGAGGAAAAGAUCCACCAAAGGAACUCAGUGCAUCUGGUGAUCCGGAAGGUUCAGUACGCACCAGAGAAGCCGGGUCCACAGCCGAUGGUGGAGACCAGUCGCAGCUUCCUGAUGUCUGAUAGAUCUCUGUACUUAGAGGCCUCACUGAAUAAGGAGCUGUACUACCAUGGUGAGCCCAUCAGUGUUAAUGUCCACGUCACCAACAACUCCAACAAGACUGUCAAGAAAGUGAAGAUUUCUGUUCGUCAGUAUGCUGAUAUCUGUUUGUUUUCCACGGCUCAGUACAAGUGUCCAGUAGCCCAGGUUGAAGCAGAUGACCUGGUUUCUCCUAGCUCCACCUUCUGCCAGGUCUACACUCUGACCCCAGUGCUGGCUAACAACAGGGAAAAGAGAGGCCUGGCCUUGGAUGGAAAGCUAAAGCAUGAAGACACCAACCUGGCCUCCAGCACCAUAGUAAAAGAGGGGACCAACAAGGAGAUGAUGGGGAUUGUGGUUUCUUACAGAGUUAAAGUCAAACUGGUGGUGUCUCGUGGAGGAGAUGUAGCAGUGGAACUUCCUUUUGUCCUGAUGCAUCCCAAACCUACAGACCAGCCCUACUCCAAACCCCUGUCAGAUGCUGAAGCUCCUGUAGAUGCAAACCUCAUAGAGUUUUGCAUGAAUACUUCCCCUCAGGUUGAAGACUUUGUGUUUGAAGACUUUGCCCGUCUGUGGUUAACAGGGACGAAAGAUCACAAGAGUGAGGAUGACCCCUUCUGUUAGCUCAUCCUACUUAGCCAGCAGGGUUACUUGAAGGUUACAGGACACCUCAACCCCAGAGGCCAAGGAAAAGAAGAAAAAAACAAGUGAUAUGAGGACCAAAUAGCCAGACUCCUGCAGACAGCCCUCUGCAGAAUUCUUCCCCCCUGCUUUAAUUGUACCAUUUAUUGUGUCUGGGCCACUAGAAGUACAUGUUGUUAAAGUAGCAAUCCACCAAACCAAGUUUUCUGUCUUACUGCAAAUCAUACUGGUUGCAUGUGUAUAAACAGAGAUGGACAGUGCAUCAGGCAACUGUACUGUAAAUUUAGCAUGUGUCUAGCUAAAUGCAGUACAGUCCGAGGUCAGCUGUUUUCUUCGGGUAUCUGUAAAACUGAUAACAAAAAUGUUUUUGUUUUUAGUUAUUUUUGCUAAUGCUUUUCCUAAACAGGUGACAAAAUCUUAUUCUAUAAAUAGAUUUUUAAUGUCUGUUGAAGUGAUAGUAGGUGUUUGAAUCUUGCUUUGGCCUUCAAGUAUAACAUCAGCUUGUCUUUAGUGCACAUAUACAAAAUACACUACUAUUCAUGAAGGAAUGUUUUAUGGUUUAACAUUGUAAACAAAGGUGGGAAGAAAAACAAAUAUUCACUUAUUUUAAACACUUUCAUUCGAGGUGCAAAGUGAAAUCUGUUUCUCCUGGAUACGAACCCAAGUGUAAAUAACCAAAUACAAAGUACAGGAUACUGUCCCAAUUUAGUCUUUCUGACCAUAUCUUGAUUGCAGUUUGUUCUCACUGGAACAUGAAAAAUUAAGCAUAGACUUCCAAUGGCAUCUUGCAGGCUAAAUUCACUCACAUUUUGAGGCAUGGUGUUAAGAUUUAAUUGUGGGAAGUGGUCCAGCUAGGGUGUUUGUUUGGUUCAACACUUUUGUGGUCAGCAGUCUAGAUUAGAGCAUGACUGAUUACUAAUAUAAGUCAACCAGCUGAACAAUCAACCAUAAAUCCACUGGACAGUAUCUUUUUAUCUUGGUCCCCACACAUCUAAUUUGAGCUGUCAGUCAAAACUCUGUUAUUCAUCUGUCAUUUAAUCAAUGAGGAUGCAUGAUUUUUGAUUAUGAAUGUCUGAUUUUUUCCCCAUUGUUACAUGAAAAAAUGUGAGCUAUGUAAAUGUAAGCUGCUACAUCAAUUAUCAUUUAAAAACUUUUCAAGAAUACAGCACACUUCAUGUUCAGUACUUUUUUUAUUUUUAUGAAAAUAAACUUUUCCUCCUGUCAAA